Messenger RNA from Manihot esculenta (cassava), 549 nucleotides. RefSeq names its product receptor-like protein 15. Bases 1 to 549 code for a protein of 182 amino acids. Gene Ontology annotation, molecular function: protein binding. NCBI's taxonomy places the organism in Eukaryota, Viridiplantae, Streptophyta, Magnoliopsida, Malpighiales, Euphorbiaceae. The record is from RefSeq and is a predicted model, not a curated record. The transcript has 3 exons.
AUGGAGCUGGCUAACUUAGCAAAGUGGUUAUUGUUGGGUCUUUUCAUUCUGUGUGUUCAAAUCCAUGGAAACAAUGGUUGCUUUGAAGUAGAGAGAUUGGGUCUCUUAGAUUUGAAGGCAUCAAUUGGAUCAGAUGGGUUUGACGCUGAUCAUCCUUUUUCUUCAUGGGUUGAUGACUCGCUCAGUGAUUGUUGUAAAUGGGAGCGUGUCACGUGCAAUUUCACCACUGGUCACGUGAUUGAUCUCUCCCUCAACAAUUUAAGACAAUACGAGGAAAAUAUUUGGUUUCUAAAUCUUUCCAUGUUUGAGUCAUUUAAGGAAUUAAGAAGUCUUAAUUUAUCCCAUAACAGAUUCGGUGGUUUGAUUGAUGAGAAAGGUUUUGAUGGAUUGAAGAAGCUAGAAAUCUUAGAUCUUAGUGAUAAUUAUUUCAAUAAUAGCAACUUUUCAUCGUUGGCUGCUCUUCCAUCACUUACAACUUUAAUUCUUAGCAGAAACAAUAUGAAAGGUUCCUUUCCUAGCAAAGAAUUCAAGUUUUGUACUGUUGCAUGA